CAGGACCCUGAAUUCACUAUAUCUGGUCUCCCAGGACCCUGCAUUCACUAUAUCUGGUCUCCCAGGACCUUGCAUUCACUAUAUCUGGUCUCCCAGGACCCUGCAUUCACUAUAUCUGGUCUCCCAGGACCCUGCAUUCACUAUAUCUGGUCUCCCAGGACCCUGCAUUCACUAUAUCUGGUCUCCCCGGACCCUGCAUUCACUAUAUCUAGUCUCCCAGGACCCUGCAUUCACUAUAUCUGGUCUCUCACACUACACAGAACAUGGAAAUGCACUCUCCCAAGAAAAAAAAACGCUCCAGCAACACAUACUAAACUGAGCAUGUGCAGAGUGACUCCUAGAGCUCUGUACUAUCAGCAG
Staurois parvus is the source of this 360-nucleotide messenger RNA. The record is from the annotation of a GenBank genome assembly. Lineage: Eukaryota; Metazoa; Chordata; Amphibia; Anura; Ranidae.